Molecule: messenger RNA, 1431 nt
Organism: Oncorhynchus masou masou (cherry salmon)
Lineage: Eukaryota; Metazoa; Chordata; Actinopteri; Salmoniformes; Salmonidae
Product: transcription factor-like 5 protein
Exons: 6
Coding region: 1-1431 (476 amino acids)
Biological process (GO): regulation of DNA-templated transcription; spermatogenesis
Cellular component (GO): nucleus
Molecular function (GO): RNA polymerase II cis-regulatory region sequence-specific DNA binding; DNA-binding transcription factor activity, RNA polymerase II-specific; protein dimerization activity
Source: RefSeq, a predicted model, not a curated record
AUGUCGAUGUCCGUGGCAUGUAAAACCAUUAAUGUGUCACCUGCUUGUAAAACUAUUCACGUGUCACCUGCAUUGGGGCAGUACAACCCAGAUUCUGUCGAGGUGAUCAUGAGCCAAAACGGGUGUGUUCCAAAUGAUCAAAGCCAGAUUUUGGGCACUGAGCUCAACCUGAUGGAGAUGACAGAAGUGGAGUACACCCACCUUCAGCACAUAAUCCAGUCACACAUGGAGGCACAAGCGGCUGGUCCAGAGGGAUCAGGAGAUGCCCGGUUCAACACUACCGUAUUCACCGUGGAAAACUCUGCACCCCAACCUACAAACUGCGAAGCAGAAUACCCAGCCAAGUCUCCCCCGAACACUCCACCUGAUGCUAUGUCAACUUCAACUGAUGAGCAGCAGUACAUUCUAGGUGGCUUGAACCAGGGUGGACAGGUUGACAUCAAGGAAAUUAAAAUGGUAUUGGUCAGUGACGGGAACGUUAUACCUGGAGAACGGACCCCCACCACUUGCGGUGAAGUCCCCGGCUCCGUGUUGGCUAAAAUCAGGAGUGCAGUGGAUGCGACCCAAGAACGUGGCUUGGAAGCAUACAACAACAGUAGCACACAGCUAUUGUCCAGGCCCAACCCACCCGCCCGAGUUCGCUUGGAGAAGAGGUUCAACUGCACCCCCUGUGACAUCCCCAGACAACAGGAUGUGCAAUCAGCAGCUCUUAGCAAUUUUUUGACAAUGCUUCAUCAAUCUAAUGAGGCGCAAGAAGCAGCAAUGCAUUCACAACCACAGAAGUGGGUGAGGUCAGAUCGGGGCAACCCGGGAUUUGGGAAUGUCCCUCAUAUGCUUGACCCCAAUAAGCAUCAAGGGUUGAUCAUUCCAAAAAACUUCACAUUCAGCUAUCGGCAAGACAAGAUGCCUGACAAAGUUCCAUGCGUCAACAGCCCCAACCCAACAGAGGAGAAAGUUUGGGUGAAGGUGGAAGAUGAUGCUGUGGCGAAGCCUGCUAAACGCGGUAGGACCCGUGGAACGUGUGCUGUCAAGACCUCUGGCGUUGUCACAGACUCAGUGGAGGGAAGAGCAACUGGAGGAGCAGGCGUAAAAAAGAGAGGAGGGCCACCAGUGGAAAGUAGCCAGCGCAGAGAGAGACACAACAGCAAGGAGCGGGACCGCAGGAGGAGGAUCCGCUUCUGCUGUGAUGAGCUAAAUGUGCUGGCACCAUUCUGUAACCACGAGACGGACAAAGCCACCACCCUGCAAUGGACCACCGCCUUCCUCAAGUACGUCAGAGAGGUGUACGGGGACUCCAUCAAACAGGAGUUUCAGGGCACGUUCUGUGGCAAGACUGGUCAGCGGCUCAAGCCCAGCAGUGCCUCAGGCCAGGUCAUGGUCCGCCAGGAGACAGCAGAGCCAUCUAGCACCCUACAAGCAUCGGAGCAGUAA